AUGUCGUUCCGAAUCGAGAAGCAGCCGGCGAGGAACUUUGCCUUCGCCACCCCCGGAGAGUCCUAUCUCAUUCUCGCGUCGAGCGCCUCUCUGCGCAAGCACCUAACGGACAGCUACUGGUGCGAGGCGAUGGAGCAGGUGUGCGCCGGCAAGCUCGAGGGCAUCGUGGUACGCUACACUGGUGAGAACCUUGUAAUGGUUCAGUUCCGCCCCACCAACCUCUCUCCCGCCGGCUACCGCUAUCCCCUCUUUAUGUCCAUCCCGAUUGAGUUUCUGGUGCCGCUGGCGGAGAGCACCUUCAAUAUCCCGCCGACAUCUGAUCUGCAGGGCAGCUUCGGCACGGCAACGACAAGCAGCCUUCACUCCAGAUCCAGCAGCGAAGGCCGUUCCCCGUCAAACGGAACGACAAUGCCGAAGUUGUGUGUGGUGUGCGGCCGCUUCAACGUUCCCGGCAUGAUUCACCGCCCGCACGGUUGGAAAUGUAAGGAGUGCAAGGGAAAGAAGUCUGAUAAUCGUCUCCGGCAGGAGGCGCAGAAGCUACGAAAGCGCAUGAAGGCACACGCAUAG
Messenger RNA from Leishmania mexicana MHOM/GT/2001/U1103, 567 nucleotides. RefSeq lists its product as hypothetical. NCBI's taxonomy places the organism in Eukaryota, Euglenozoa, Kinetoplastea, Trypanosomatida, Trypanosomatidae. The record is from RefSeq and is a predicted model, not a curated record. The transcript has a single exon. Bases 1 to 567 code for a protein of 188 amino acids.